AUGCAAACGAUCAGAGGAUAUGCGAAGUCCCGUUCAGUCUGCGAGCCCAAAUACCGCGGUGUUGACUUGCGGUCGCCGUCGCCCGAAGAAGAUCCGCGUGAUUUCUGGGUCUAUGAACCUAGGCGAAAAGGUCUUGGUCCUCCAUUACCUCGGAUAGACGCACAGGACGCAUAUGAUAGCGACGACUAUUUGGAGUCUGAUGAGGACUCGGAUUCUGUGCACUCGGAAUACGUCGAUUCUGAAUACGACAGCUCGGGCUCUGAGGCUUCUGAACCUGACCAAUCUGGGAGCGAUGCUUCGGAAGAUACGCCACCAGAAAACACCUGGGAUGAGCAAGAGGAAGAUGUGUUUGAGCGCGGAGAUCUUGUCUGGAUCAGUAUGCAAGGGAAAUGGUACCAUGGUAAAGUUCUCAAGCAAGUACACUCAUCAAAGCGGCCAAAUUGCAUCAUGUACACCGUCUUCUUCCGAGGCAACCUCAAGGCAAAUCUAGCACCAAUAGAUGGGACGAUCAAGCAUGAUACGCCAAAAGUCCGCAGGUGGUUUCACAGUGGGCGAACCACGCCGCACGGCGACAGGGACAGUGAUGACGAACUUGUAGGCGUUGUAUCCAUGCCCGGGACACCUGCAUCGCGAUCGCGACCCACAUCUCGCCCGUCAUCGCCCGGCCCUGGAGGGGCUGCACGACACGCCCGUAGACACCUCCAGUUGUCUUCGACAAUCCAGAGUGCUCGAACUGAUCCACUCAAAGUUUUCCCUACUGAGGUAUCGCAGCGUAUAUUCUCUCGGCUCUCUAUCCGAGACCUUGCCAGAUGUACACGGGUGUCUAGGAAGUGGAACAAGAGCCAAACGUUGAACUAUGUUUGGUUCCAGUAUUAUCGAAAAGAGAACUUCCAUGAUGAAAGCUUGCCUCCUGGCAAAUGGACCAAGCGCGAGUCAAAGCAGAAUUGGCGGAUAAUGCACUUGCAAACUAUCGCCAAUCGCUCCCAAGAACUUGGGCCAAUCUACCAUUCGUACUCUGGCCGUUCCACACCUGGGGGCUCUGGUCAUCAGACACCUCGAGAGUUACGCGAUGAAAAGUGGCGCCAGGAAGCGGAAGGAGAAACCAAGCUGUCGAAGAACGAGAUGCGUGAGAUGUACAAGGAGCUGGGUGGCCGGAAAACGAAGAGCAAGAUGAAAGUGGGCGCGCCAGGCGGGCAGAGAGAUAAAGGUGGCUGGACUGAGCAUGGGAGUGAAGGCUUGUAA
Molecule: messenger RNA, 1242 nt
Organism: Fibroporia radiculosa
Lineage: Eukaryota; Fungi; Basidiomycota; Agaricomycetes; Polyporales; Fibroporiaceae
Exons: 7
Coding region: 1-1242 (413 amino acids)
Molecular function (GO): protein binding
Source: RefSeq, a predicted model, not a curated record